This is a messenger RNA of Aspergillus fijiensis CBS 313.89, 1641 nucleotides long. RefSeq lists its product as uncharacterized. Gene Ontology annotation, cellular component: membrane. Gene Ontology annotation, molecular function: glycosyltransferase activity. The record is from RefSeq and is a predicted model, not a curated record. NCBI's taxonomy places the organism in Eukaryota, Fungi, Ascomycota, Eurotiomycetes, Eurotiales, Aspergillaceae. Bases 312 to 1616 code for a protein of 434 amino acids. The transcript has a single exon.
GCGAGGGAGGUGGUGCAAGGGUUGAAUCGGAGUCGACUGUGAUGAUGGUGGUGGGUUGUGGAGUGAGCUGGAGAAUGGAGAUGAACAAGUAGUAGUAGUUGGUGAAGAGAGGAGGUUGUGUUUACAGUACUGUAAAGUGCAAGCGGAGAUACGGGUCUCGGCCAAUCCGUAAGUCCGGCCUCCGCACGGCCGGGGAUUACAUAAUUCAAUAUCCCCCCUCGCGUUCAUUUGUUGAUUUGUUGCAGGGCCUCUCCUCCUCACACCCCUUAAUAUUAUUACUGUAAUCUCAUCACUCCUGGUAGUAAAUCAUCAUGUCACUCCGACUCCGGCGCCUUCUCCCCGCCAUUGUCAUUAUUGCUGUUAUCUACACCUUCCACCACACCUUCAGCUUCUCCUCCUCACCUCCUGCUCUCCCUCUCCAUCCCACCCCCUCCGACUGCGCCCUCCCCCCCAUCUACGAUGACGUGCUGGUCAUCCUCAAAACCGGCAUCACCGAAGCCCGCACCAAAGUGCCCCCGCACCUGACCACCACCCUGCGCUGCAUCCCCAACUACGUGAUCUACUCCGACUACGCCGAGCCCCUCUCCUCGACCGUUUCCACGCAAGACAUCCUCGGCUCCUACAUCUCCAGCGCCACGAAAUCCACCAACCCCGAUUUCGGUCUGUACAACCGCGUGCGCAUCGCCGGCCACGCCGGCCUCACACCCGCCGACCUGGUCGCGGACGUCAACACGCCGAUCGGCAAACCCAACAACCCGGGGUGGAAGCUGGACAAAUGGAAAUUCCUGCCGAUGGUCGACGCCGCGCUGGCCGCGCGUCCGUCGGCCCGGUGGUUCGUCUUCAUGGAGGCCGACACCUACCUGCUCUGGCACAACCUGGCUGCCUGGCUGGCGCGCUUCGACCCGCACAAGCCGUGGUACUUGGGCAACCAGAUGCAGAUCGUGGACGCGCUGUUCGCGCACGGCGGGUCCGGGUUCGUGCUCUCGCGGCCGGCCAUGGAGCUCGCCCGCGACCUGCGAGCGCAGAGCGGCGACGGCUGGGAGACGGCUGUCGAUGCCCACUGGGCCGGCGACUGUCUGUUGGGGAUCUUGCUGGAGAGCUGCGGCGUGGCGCUGACGUGGAGCUGGCCCAUAUUGCAGAUCGCGCCGCCGGGCGAGGUGGAUUUCUUCGGUGUGCGUGCGGAUACCCCCGAUCGGGUGUGGUGUUAUCCCGCGGUGUCGUUUCAUCAUCUGGAUGGGGAGGCGGAUCUGCGUGGCUUGGUGGAGAUGGAGAAGGGGUGGGACCGCGAUGGGUAUACCGGUCGGGUCAUGGUUUAUCGGGAUGUGUUUUGGCGGGUGGUCUGGGGCCAGAUUCAGUCCCCGAAGGAUGGGUGGGAUAAUUUGGUGGGCGACGAGGUUGGGCCGACCGCCACGGUUGACGAGUGUAGGGAGAUGUGUGCCCAUGAGGCCCUGUGUCUGGGAUAUCGGUUUGCGGUCGGGGAGGGGAGGUGUUGGUUGGGGAGGGGGAUGCAAUUGGGGAAGAAGGCGGACGGGUUUACGUCUGGUUGGAUGACGCAUCGGAUUCAGGCGGUUGCGGACAGUUUGGGCCGGUGUGAGGCCAUCAGUUGGAUUGGGUGAGAUUGGCCUUUGCAUUCUUUUCAUU